Messenger RNA from Saccharomycopsis crataegensis, 1176 nucleotides. It is a transcript of the gene SLU7, whose product is annotated as mRNA splicing protein SLU7. The transcript has a single exon. The record is from RefSeq and is a predicted model, not a curated record. Bases 1 to 1176 code for a protein of 391 amino acids. Gene Ontology annotation, biological process: mRNA splicing, via spliceosome. Gene Ontology annotation, cellular component: spliceosomal complex. Lineage: Eukaryota; Fungi; Ascomycota; Saccharomycetes; Ascoideales; Saccharomycopsidaceae. Gene Ontology annotation, molecular function: pre-mRNA 3'-splice site binding.
AUGAGCCGUGCGAGAUUAGCAAAAGACAACACAAAGAACAAGUAUAUUCCAGAAUUUAUUGCCAGCGCUCCAUGGUACCAAACUGAGAAUUUGAGUAUCGACAAGGUUCCAGUGUCAUCCAGAGAUAAGCUGAACAAUAGAGAUGAGCAGGAUAAGGAUGAUGAUAAAGAUUACUUGGCCCAUCAACGAAAGAACAGAAAUGAAAAACCAAAAAACUUCUCCAUCGCUCUGCGAGGUGAAGGGAUCAAUGAUUCACAUACUCGAAUUUCAGAUAAAAAUGUGUUGAUGGCAAAGAGGUCCAAUGAUCAUGAAAACUCGGAGGUUAAGAAGAAGAAAAAAAAAUUAUUAAUGUUCAAGAAUAAUAAAAAGAUAAAGUGCUCGAAUUGCGGCUCCAUGUCACACAAGAAGAGCGAUUGUCUAGAGAGACAGCGCAAAGUAUCGUUUAAAUAUCGAGAAGAUUCUUCAACAAACACAGCACCACAGGACACCAUUGAAGUCAGAGAUGAGGAAGUUCUAAAUAAUUACGAUGCGAAGAGAGACAACUAUUAUGGUUAUGAUGUCAAAGAUUGGGAUAAUAAUAUACAGAGGUACAGGGAUGCUGAAAAGGAAAAGGCAUUGAAACAAGGUGAAGCAAAGGAGAUGAACUCUGAAGAGGAAGAGGAAGCUCUAGAGUUGGCUGAACUUGGGUUACUAGGGGAUGAAAAACCUCAAAACACUAUGAAGCAAAAGGGCCAGAAAGCUCCAGGUGAGAAAAUUAUUAGAUUGCUUGAAGAUAGGGCAGGGUAUUUGGAAUCCGUCACUGCACAGGAACAAGUUGAAGAUGAAGGUGAAGAUACAAAUGUUGUUAAGGGUCGCAUCAAGAAAUUGACAUAUAAUCCAAAGACCAGAUCCAUUAUUGAUCCAUCUGCUGGGGAGUAUAAUGAAAGAAAUUUAUUUGUCAGGCAUUUUGAUGGUGAAGCCGUGGAAUAUGAAAAGAUGAAGCAAUUUGCGUGGAAUGCCAGACAAACUGCAAAACCAUCAAAUGAAGACGAGCAGCAAAUGCUCAAGCAUUUAUUAGAAAACCAUCCGGAGGCGACUCCUACGGCUACCGCACUUCUAGUAAAGAAAAAGAAGGAAGAAAUUAUGGCGAAAAACUCAGAGAACAAGAAAGCACUUCUCGAUAAGUACGGGUCUUGA